Capsella rubella is the source of this 1192-nucleotide messenger RNA. Its product is annotated as putative Myb family transcription factor At1g14600. Bases 91 to 972 code for a protein of 293 amino acids. The record is from RefSeq and is a predicted model, not a curated record. Gene Ontology annotation, molecular function: DNA-binding transcription factor activity; transcription cis-regulatory region binding. Lineage: Eukaryota; Viridiplantae; Streptophyta; Magnoliopsida; Brassicales; Brassicaceae. Gene Ontology annotation, cellular component: nucleus. Gene Ontology annotation, biological process: regulation of DNA-templated transcription; abaxial cell fate specification. The transcript has 6 exons.
CGUUUUCUCUUUCUUCUUCGUAAAAACCAAAACUUUCUUCUUGGGUCUAAGGAAAAAUCCAAACUUUUCAAGUUUCGUGGGUCUGUAAAAAUGGGUAGAUGUGGUGGUGGGAGAAACGGCAACGGAAACGGGAACGGAAACUUUACCGGAGUUGGAUUUAACGGUAACGGUGGCGGUGGUGGUGGUGUUAGGCCUUACGUACGGUCUCCUGUUCCACGGCUUAGAUGGACUCCGGAUCUUCACCGUUGUUUCGUUAACGCCGUCGAGAUUCUCGGUGGUCAACACCGAGCAACACCAAAACUUGUUCUUAAGAUGAUGGAUGUGAAGGGUCUCACCAUUUCACAUGUCAAAAGCCAUCUUCAGAUGUAUAGAGGAUCUAAGCUCACUUUGGGGAAACCAGUAGAAGAAAGCUCAUCAUCAAGUUCAAUAAGAAGAAGAGGAAGAAGAAGACAAGACAGUGGUGAAGAAGAUUACCAUCUUCAUGACAACUUGUCUUUACUCUCUUCCUCAAGGAAUGAUUGUCUUUUGGGUUUUCACUCUUUUCCUCCUCUUUCUUCACAUUCUCCUCUUCUUCUUAGAGGAGGAGGAGGAGGAAGAAGUAAAGAGCUGCAGCAGACUUCUGCAGAGUCUGGUGGUUAUGAUGAUGAUGAUGACUUUCUUCACAUCAUCAACAUGAACACGACUAUCCAUACGACGACGUUCCCAUCACAUCACCUCCCCUCCUCCAAGAAAACAGAGGAGUGGCGGGAACAAGAACAAGAACAGGAAGAAGAAGAAGAGGAUUUGUCGUUGUCUCUGUCGUUGAAUCAUCAUCAUCAUCACUGGAGAAGCAACGGAUCAUCUUUGAGCGAGACGAGUGAAGCAGCUGUCUCAACUUGUUCUGCACCGUUCGUCUCCAAAGAUUGCUUUGCUUCUUCUUCAAAGAUUGAUGAUCUUAAUCUUAAUCUCUCCAUUUCUCUCCUCGGUAGCUAAUUUUAAAAGUAAGCAAGAAGAUCUCUGUUCUUUAGAUUAGGGUUCAGUGAAACUAUUCGGAUGUGUUUUUUUUUGAAACUAGGAUUUUUUUUUUAAAUGUUUUCCGAGAUUCAAAGUUAGUAGAAAUCUUGAAAAUAAAUUAUGAAUUCAGAACCGAGAAUGUAACAAACAGAGCCAAACGCAGCGUUUUGAUCUUUGAACGGAUAAAUCCUUAAACGCA